UGUGCAAUUCACGUGCAUGUAAUUUAUUUACUCAAGCAUGACAUGGAGUAUAUAAAAGGUGGAUUGAACGGGUUGGAAGUUUAGAAAGUUUAAGUAUUUUGUGUAUAUCCUUAUGUAAAUAUAAUUUUUUCGAGCACAAUGAAUAUGCAUAAAAUAAUUUUGUUAACUGCGGUGUGUAUAUCACUAAUAAACUUUAUUCAAGGAGGAGAUAACACAGAAAUAUCAAUUGUUCCAAUACUUGGUCCAUUUGAUCUUGCUGAAGGCCCACAUUGGGAUGAAAAUAGUAAUAUUUUAUAUUUUGUGGAUAUUCAUCAGCAAAAAUUGUACUCUUGGGAUUCUGAGACAAAUGAACUCACUUACACAUUCAUAAAGUAUGGUCCAGUGAGUGUUGCAGUUCCAAUUGAUGGCAAAGAAAAUAGCUAUGUAGUAGGGAGUGGUACCAAUCUUGUUGAAAUAUAUUGGAAUCGACAUUUUAAUGAUACUGAUCCUGAUGUGGAAAUUAUUCGAACAGUUGACUCGACACGUCUAUAUAACAGAUUCAAUGAUGGAAAAGUAGAUCCCAAAGGGCGGUUUUGGGCUGGUACAAUGGCAGAACAUGGAAAUGAGUACCCACCUAACCAAGCUUCUCUUUAUAAAUUUGAUUCUGAUGCCAAACGUAGUACAAUGAUCAGUCCAGUAAGCAUCAGCAAUGGUCUUGUAUGGAAUCAUGCUAAUGACACAUUUUAUUACAUUGAUUCUCCUCAAAAAAAAGUUUUUGUCUUUGAUUAUGACAAUGAGAGUGGUAAUAUUAGUAAUCAGCGAACUUUGUUUGAUUUUGUAAAGUAUAAUAUUACUGGAGUUCCUGAUGGAAUGACAAUCGAUAGUACAGGAAAUCUCUGGGUAGCAGACAACUUGGGUAAUGGAAAGGUGCUGCAAAUAGAUCCUUCUUCUGGAGAGUUGUUACGAAUAGUUGAUAUGCCAGUGACUCACGUUUCAAGUUUAGCUUUUGGUGGUCCGAAUAAAGACAUUCUAUACGUAACAAGUGCAAGAGAAGGUUUAGAAGAUGAAAUAAAAAAUCAACCUUAUGCAGGUUUUGUAUUUGCUAUUUAUGGUCUAGGAGUGACUGGAUCUCCAAUGUUAUCUUACAAACUGGAAGAUGACAUUGUUUUUAAUAAGUAAAUAAUAUAAUGAUGUAUUUAACUGAUGUGAUGAAUGUACUUUUUGUUUCAUAAUUAAUUUAAGUUAACAUGAUCAUCAUGUUUCAUGGGAACAAUGGCAUUUGAAUGAACAUGAAAUAGAAUUGAAGGGAUGUAAAAUGUAGACAAAAGACCCAGAGAAAGAAUUGAACUUGAAGAAUAA
This is a messenger RNA of Chelonus insularis, 1338 nucleotides long. Its product is annotated as regucalcin-like. Gene Ontology annotation, biological process: L-ascorbic acid biosynthetic process. Lineage: Eukaryota; Metazoa; Arthropoda; Insecta; Hymenoptera; Braconidae. The record is from RefSeq and is a predicted model, not a curated record. Gene Ontology annotation, molecular function: gluconolactonase activity; calcium ion binding. The transcript has 5 exons. The coding region runs from base 139 to 1158 and encodes 339 amino acids.